CUUGACUUUUAUAAUCGCUCCAAAUCCACCAAACCCAUUCCAUUAUCAUUUUUAGUUCCUCCGCCAUCGCCGGCCGGAAUCCAAGAUUUCUUCCUCUGUUUUUCCGAUUCCGAUUCCGAUUCACUACCGAAAUGUCGUCUACAGAUCCUCCUCCGCCGUCUACGCCGCCAGUUCUCGACGUUACGCUUCACGCCUUCGGAUUCGAAAUUGACCACGUCUCUCCUCAGAGAGUGGCCGGCCGUCUCCUCGUCUCCUCAAUCUGCUGCCAGCCGUUCAAAGUUCUGCACGGCGGAGUAUCGGCGUUGAUCGCUGAGUCUCUGGCGAGCAUUGGCGCUCAUACGGCGUCUGGCUACCAGAGAGUCGCCGGAAUUCAUCUCAGUAUCAAUCACUUGAAGAGCGCCGCCCUCGGCGACCUCGUUCUCGCUGAAGCCGCUCCGGUCACCGUCGGCCGCACCAUCCAGGUAUGGGAUGUGAAAUUGUGGAAGGAUUUGAAAGAGACAAAAGUGGUCGUGUCCACCGCACGAGUUACUCUUCUUUGCAAUUUGCCUGUCCCGAAACACGCUGAAAAUGCCGCAAAUGCCCUCAAGAUGUUUGCAAAAUUGUAAUUAUUAUUACUACUAUUAUUUAAAUACUUAGAUAUAUGAAUCGAAUCAUCGAUA
Molecule: messenger RNA, 659 nt
Organism: Cucurbita moschata (crookneck pumpkin)
Lineage: Eukaryota; Viridiplantae; Streptophyta; Magnoliopsida; Cucurbitales; Cucurbitaceae
Product: 1,4-dihydroxy-2-naphthoyl-CoA thioesterase 1-like
Exons: 3
Coding region: 132-605 (157 amino acids)
Biological process (GO): phylloquinone biosynthetic process
Cellular component (GO): peroxisome
Molecular function (GO): 1,4-dihydroxy-2-naphthoyl-CoA thioesterase activity
Source: RefSeq, a predicted model, not a curated record